This is a messenger RNA of Limanda limanda (common dab), 1134 nucleotides long. RefSeq names its product Sp5 transcription factor a (gene sp5a). NCBI's taxonomy places the organism in Eukaryota, Metazoa, Chordata, Actinopteri, Pleuronectiformes, Pleuronectidae. Gene Ontology annotation, biological process: regulation of transcription by RNA polymerase II. The transcript is spliced from 2 exons. The record is from RefSeq and is a predicted model, not a curated record. Gene Ontology annotation, molecular function: RNA polymerase II cis-regulatory region sequence-specific DNA binding; DNA-binding transcription factor activity, RNA polymerase II-specific. Bases 1 to 1134 code for a protein of 377 amino acids.
AUGGCGGCGGUGGCGGUGCUGCGGAAUGAGACACUCCAGGCUUUUCUCCAGGAUCGCACUCCGAACUCCUCUCCAGAGAACUGUAAGCACUCUCCGCUGGCUCUCCUGGCCGCCACUUGUAACCGGAUCGGACACCACCACGGGUCCGGCCACACGGACUUCCUCCAGGUCCAGUACGACCCCACGCUGGGCUCCCCCUCGCGUUUGUUUCACCCGUGGACCAGCGAGGGGAACCCGGGGAGCAACUCCACUUUCGGACUAUCCUCCAAACCCCAGCUCCUCCAGAGCUCCUUCAGCGGGCACCACGAGCUGCCCCUCACCCCCCCGGCGGACCCCUCGUACCCCUAUGACUUCUCCCCGGUGAAGAUGCUGCCUUGCUCCAUGCAGUCCCUGCAGGCCACCUGCCCCCCCACCUACGUCCCGGCGGUCAGCUACGCGACCCCAGCUCCCAUUCCGUCCGCGAUGUCAACUUUUGUCACGGGACCCUCCGGCCUUAUGCACCACCACCACCACCACCAGCACCACCACCAGCAGCAGAGACAGGUGUCCCCGAGCCCCGGGGAGGACAUCCCGUGGUGGAGCCUGCAGCAGGGGAACCACGUCAGCCACUCCGCCUCGCUGGGUCACCACCGCUUCCAGCUGCAGAGGGGACUGGUACUGGGACACACGGACUUCGCCCAGUACCAGACGCAGAUCGCCGCCCUCCUGCACACCAAGUCCCCGCUGGCGACUGCCCGGCGGUGCAGGAGGUGCAGGUGUCCCAACUGCACCUCCUCCACGUCCAGCGACGAGCCCGGCAAGAAGAAGCAGCACAUCUGCCACAUCCCGGGCUGCGGGAAGGUGUACGGGAAGACGUCCCACCUGAAGGCGCACCUGAGGUGGCACUCCGGGGAGAGGCCGUUCGUGUGCAACUGGCUCUUCUGCGGGAAGAGCUUCACCAGGUCGGACGAGCUGCAGAGACACCUGAGGACUCACACCGGGGAGAAACGCUUUGUGUGCCCGGACUGCUGCAAGAGGUUCAUGAGGAGUGACCACUUGGCCAAACACGUGAAAACGCACCAGAACAAAAAGGUCAAGUGCCACGACAAGACUCUGGACCACGUCAAAAGGGAGGACACGAGGAAUAUGUUGUAA